ACUUCCCCGCGACGGUCGCAGCAGGAAGCCCUUUUACCGGGUGAUCUCUGUUGUGGGAGACACUGUUCCCCGUCCUUCAGCAGGAAAAUGUACUACAAGUUCAGCGGGGUAACCCAGAAACUCACGGGGUCUCCACCCGCGGCCGCCUACAGCCCUCAGGGGCUGAGGCCUGGUGUGCCAGCAGAGUCCCCAGCCAUGGUCUUUGCCACACCCACCAAGGUGGUGUCAGAGGCCGGGCCCACGGUGGAGUACCUCGGAACAAACAGGGUUCCUGACCUCCAGAGGUUAUUCCAGACGUCAGACGGUGUCCCCAUUCAUCUGAAGCGCGGAGUUCCCGACAAGCUACUGUACCGCACCACCAUGGCUCUCACUAUAGGAGGCGCUCUCUACUGUCUGGUGGCUCUUUACAUCGCAGCCCAGCCCAACAAAAAGUGACCAACGCCAACCCAAGAUCACCUCUGACAUGUCGCUGCUCUAAUUCAUCAGCCCAACAUUCCCAGUCUCCUUCUGCCGUCGCCACGCCACCUCUUGGGACUCUUAGAUGAGGAUUAAUCUCUGUCAGAACAUCACACCAAUGAUAACAAUAAUUAUGUCUGUCUACUUUGUGAAAAAGAUUAUAAGUUAAUAAAUUUUAAGGGGAAACAAAUGUAAAAAGA
Morone saxatilis (striped sea-bass) is the source of this 656-nucleotide messenger RNA. RefSeq names its product cytochrome c oxidase subunit 7A-related protein, mitochondrial (gene cox7a2l). The record is from RefSeq and is a predicted model, not a curated record. Gene Ontology annotation, biological process: mitochondrial electron transport, cytochrome c to oxygen; mitochondrial respirasome assembly; regulation of oxidative phosphorylation. NCBI's taxonomy places the organism in Eukaryota, Metazoa, Chordata, Actinopteri, Moronidae. The coding region runs from base 88 to 435 and encodes 115 amino acids. The transcript is spliced from 3 exons.